UUCUCGUUGACUCGUUGAGUUUUCAAGCGACAUGUUUCGGAUCCUGCUUACCCCCCGUUCAAUAUUGUGGAUUCUCCCAGAAUUCAGGUGUUUUAAUUGUUAUUGCUAGUUAGCGUGUAAGUCUGUUUGCAGGUAAUUCGAAAUGGAAGACGACCACGAAUCAGUGAAUGGUUUUGACAGCCCCAGCCUGCUCUGUGAUGAGGAUGUGGGGAAGGAGGAAGAGCGGCCAUACUUUGGAAGUCAGAAAGAGAGCAGAAAAGCAGUGCAGGAAGAGAAAGAAAGAGAAAGAGUGGCGGAGCAGACGAAAGAGAUGGAGGAGAAGGUGAUGGAGCAGCAGCUGCAGGUGGAUGCAGCGGAGGGGGCAGAGAGGAAGAGAGACGGCGAGGAGCUGAAUGCAGGAGACUCGCCGUUCUUCUCCUUACAGGAGGACGAGGAGCCGGGCGAGGCUCGGGCGGAGUCGGGGCUGCUGGCCGUGUGUGGGCAGGAGGAGUACUUCAGCUCGGCCCCGCCCAGCGACGGCCCCAGCCCAAUCGGCCAGCCCCUCUGCCCUGUGCGCAUUCAGCCGCCACGCCCGCAGAAGAGGCCCCGCAGCAGCCCCACGUCGGAAGCCCCGCCCCUGUUGCCCCCCCAGUCCACGGAGCCCGACCUCCCCGUGAAGCCUCCGCCCAAAGUGGUGAGCCUGGGCGACUUCCAGCCCCUGCAGGUGAAGUUCACCCAGGUGUACACCACCCGCCGCUACACCCGGUACACCGCCCGUGGGCAGGGCGCCUUCCUGCAGUACCCCGCGCUGCCCGUAGGGGAGGGCAGCGACGCCCUGAGGCUGGAGGACUCCCUAGAUCCGGCCCUCAUGCCCCCCAAACCCAAGAAGAAGAUGCGCACCCUCUACACCACUGAUCAGCUGGAGGAGCUGGAGCGCUUGUUUCACGACGACCACUACCCAGACAGCGACAAGCGGAAAGAGAUAGCGGUCGCCAUCGGCGUCACGCCCCAGAGGAUCAUGGUGUGGUUCCAGAAUCGCAGAGCGAAGUGGCGUAAGGUGGAGAAGACGACCGGCAGGCAAGAGCGGAGACAGAGCCAGGACGGGCGCGGCCACCUGCAGAUCGCCGCCCCUCAGGCCAGGGGGGCUCCCCACUCGGUGCAGGCCUCCCGUGUCACCCCCCAGACCAGCCAGGCCCUGCCCCACUACAACACCAUCCUGGCCAGCUGCCCCAGCCCCACCGGCGUGGCAGCGGGAGGGGACGUCGGGCAGCAGUGUCUGACAGCCACAGGUCCUGCAGGGUCUGCAGUGGACCACCUGCCCCCUGUGAUGCUGAGCCCGCCUCCCUUACGCCGAGCCAGUCUGCCCCUCCUCACCUCCUACAACCCCCCCAACCACCUGGCCCCUCUCCUCCUGGACACGCCCGACAACAGCUUCACCACGCCCCACCCAGACAGCGCUGGCAAGGAGAGCCAGGGGACCUCCAGCUCCAUUUUCGACUACAGCGAGGCCGUGGGGAACACAGUGAAGGUGGACACGCAGCACUACCUCCAUAGCGGCCACCAGGGCGGCGCUCUGUCGUACCAGCUCAACCCGUACCCUCAGCAGCACGGCAGCCUUCUGCCCGCCUCCAACCUGGGCCAGUACCCCCGCCUGUCCUACCUGGCCCCCUCCUCCAGCCUCGCGCCCACCCCACCUGACAACAACCCGCCGUCUUACCUGACUUUUGGGACCGGGGGCAAUGCGGGGGUGGUGACCUACACGACCGGGGGACAGGCCUACUUCCAGUCUCAGAGUGGGGGACAGUUUCUCCUGCAGUCAGGAGUGCACGGCGGGCUGGGCGCGUUUCAGGCCUGCCCGUGGAGCGACGCGUACGGCCAGGUCGGCCAGUUCCCUCCCGCGGUGUUCCACCGCACCCAGUACGCCCCCAGCGCCGCCCCGGGCCUGCUCUCCACCCAGCACUACAUCCAGAUGCAGAGGCCCGCGACGGGACCGGGGCAGAGCGUGUUCCAGCCCGUUCAGAGGGGCCCCGUGGGCCCCUUGGCCCCCCUGCAGCUGCCCCCGGCCUCCACCCUGCGGCCCCAGUAUCAGAUCCCGGAGAGGGCCGACCGGACCCUGCCCGGCGCCAAGAUGGGGCACGACCCCGGCGGCAUCGCCGUGAAACCUGAAUACGACCCGCCACCCGAGUCCAAUCAGAGCCAGCCGCCAGACACCCGCACCACGGAGACUGAGCCCCCCUUCAGCUGUGACUUCUCCCCCAUCCACUUCUGACUGCCCCAGGUACACCACCUGUCUGCGGGGGCCCGCCCGGGCAUUUAGUUGACGUUUUGCACAGAAUAAGUUGAAUAUUGUCCAACGGGGAUGGUAAUAUAAGUUACUUGUUGUUUGUCGUGCCCUAGGUUCUUUCUGCAACAUGCUGGACAUUAAUUAAAAGAGUUUAAAAGUAUUUGGGACAA
Molecule: messenger RNA, 2433 nt
Organism: Conger conger (European conger)
Lineage: Eukaryota; Metazoa; Chordata; Actinopteri; Anguilliformes; Congridae
Product: homeobox protein NOBOX-like
Exons: 8
Coding region: 143-2248 (701 amino acids)
Biological process (GO): regulation of transcription by RNA polymerase II
Molecular function (GO): RNA polymerase II cis-regulatory region sequence-specific DNA binding; DNA-binding transcription factor activity, RNA polymerase II-specific
Source: RefSeq, a predicted model, not a curated record